This is a messenger RNA of Pelobates cultripes (western spadefoot toad), 39849 nucleotides long. Lineage: Eukaryota; Metazoa; Chordata; Amphibia; Anura; Pelobatidae. The record is from the annotation of a GenBank genome assembly.
AUGGCACACAGGUCAUAUCGACCAGAUGGGGAGGUCAGAGGAUCUCACCAACCGGCCCAGGUACUAAGCAUCCAGCAAAUGCAGACACCAUAGUGGUUGCUCAUGGACCCUCAGAGUCUGGUGCUUCUCUGUGAUUCAGAGCAUUGCUGCAUGUUACCAUGGUAAUGCCCUGAGUCACUGGUAAAGCACCAGAGUAAAAGGCAGAAGGGCUGGUGCAGAAUGCAAGUUCCACCCAAUGACCACCAGGGUUUAAAGAGGAUUCAUACAUGCAUCUCUAAACAAAUGCAGGCAAGAAGAGCAAUAAUUAGUUUAUAAUAAUUUUAUUAAAGGGCCCCCUAUAGCACUCAUAAAAACACCCACAAGCACAACAGACACAUAAAACUACAGGCACAAGACAGCCCACACACAUACUUCCUCAAAUAGCCCACACAAAAACACAAGACAGACUGCCCAUGCACAUGCAUAACACAUCAGGAAAGCCACAUACACAUACAAAAUACCACAGACAAUCUGCACCACACACAAAAAUAUUACAAGCAAGCCACAUGCAUUUGACUUCAAAGGCAGCAUACAUAAAAAUCCUAGAAGGUCCAUAUCCUCCUGGUAACCAAGGAAAAAAUGUGUCUUUCAAUUUCUUUCUAUUUUUAAUUAAAGUGAAGAGGAAGUUCCCAACAUCCCAGCCUAUCACAUGACAUAUCAAUGGAAAGACCAGGAUGUCCUUUUUACAAUACAGCAGGGAUUGAUAAAGUAGCUCAAAAGGAUAAAAGAAAAUACAUGUGAACGAAAUGUCCAGUACAGAGGACACAUGUUAAUGGGCUGGGUCUUAGGAGGAUAUACAUAACACAAUAGGCGGCAUCAUAGUUACACACAGACAAACAGUACCACAAACAGCCUACAUGUAACACUACAUAUAUGGAUGUAUCCACUAUACACAAAUACUACCAUCAACUUACAUAAAUACACUUAUCACAGGCAGCUCAACACAUACACACCACAAACUGCUCACACACAUACUUCACACACCGUGCAGCAUACAUAAACACACAAACACCUAUAUCACAGUUCACAUGCAUUUGCAUAAGACCACAGACAAACUGGGCACACAUGCAUAACACAACAAGCUACAUAAUCCAGCAAUGCCCGUCCCAAAUUUCCAGCAAUGCCCAUCUGGAUCCACCCCUGACUCCUCAAGAUCACAUUGCUGACAGCGAGUAUAACAAACAACUGGCAGCAUUCUAUUUGACAGUGAUACUGCACUUACCAAUAAAGGUGGAGAGUUUUAGAAUAUGGGUGCUCCAAAUAUAAAAAAGGCCACCUGUGGGCCCUCCACAAAUGUUGAUGAGGUGGUUGCGAGGUACCACUGAGCUGCACUGUCAGGCAGAUAGUCCCCAACUCUAUCUUUAGAGUCCCACAUUCUGGCUUCAGCCAUUUAAGUCCACCCUUAAUUUUUUACUUUCUCUUAUCUUCUUCCCUGACAAUCUCUUUCCCAAUACCAUUAGUCUCUCGCUCUCUCCCAGUUUGUUUUUUGCCCUGUGCUAUCCCACACUCAAUGUAACCCUAAUCUGUUUCACUCUUCUUUCUUUUAUUCUACCCUUAUGCCCCAUUACCCUUCCAAGUAUGCCCUCUCGUCCAUGACAUGUAACCCUCUCCACUCCAACCAGGAUUCCCUGUUAUCUCCUAUUCCAUCUUUUACAUGUUUUUUUACCCAUCCACUGCUGUGUACUAGCCUCUAUACCCCCCUUUAUCAUUUUAUUUAUAUUACAACCAACCUUUAUUUUGCCAUCCUCCUGUCUUGUGCAUCCUCCUCUCAAACUGUUAUUAAUAAUGUGUUUUAAAUUGACACUUCAAACCUCCUCUCCCAUGGCACUGUGAUAGACUGUGGGGGGAUCCUGUGACAAAGAAAGGCACAGACAAAUAAUUUUUAUUAUUAGUGACAGCAGAUGAAGUUCACCUGUUCAUCAGCACUGUAAAAGUCAUUGGCUUGAAUGAGAAUUAUGAUUUGACUAAAGGAUCAUGAUUAAAUGUUUGAUUAAGGUAAAAUUUGUCUUUGCUGGCCUUUUAACCAAAGGUGGAACCUCUUGUGGCGCAAUCCUCCAUUGACAUUAAUUAUAGAAGUAGUAGGUAACGGCUAUUCAAAGUGGAUUUUAAAAUUGACCCUUUUAGUAUUUGGAGUUAUAGCAUCACAUUUCUAUUUCUCACCUUUAUUGAGCACCACAAUAUUAUAUAAAAAAAUAUGUAAAUUUUCUAAAUAUAUAUAUAUCUAUAUAUAUAUUUUAUUUUUUUAAUGCUUUUUAACUAGGAAUGAACACAUACAAACUAUUGAAGAUGGAGGAAGGGACAGGAAUUAGGUAAGAAGGAUCCUUUGCCCUAGCACUUCCAAUUAAUUUUCUUUUUACGUUUUGAAGCAGCUUUUCCCAACCUGUGGUAAGCGAACCCCAGGGGUAUGAACCAGUGUAUUCCUGUGUCUGUGUAACUUAUGUGUGUCAGUUUUUUUAUCUGUGUGGCUGUGUAUCUGCAUGUGUAGCAGUGUUUGUAUCUGUGUGUCUGUGUUUCUGCAUGUGUGGCAGUGUGUGUCUUGUGUAUAUAUAUAUAUAUGUGUGUCAAUCUUCUGUGUGUCUGUGUGUCUGUGUCUCUGCAUGUUUGUCAGUAUUUGUAUCUGUGUGUCUGUAUCAGUAUGUGUGUCAGUUUUUUAAUCUGUGUAUCUGCAUAUGUGUCAGUGUGUGUAUCAGUGUUUAUGUGCAACUUUAUGUGUGUCAGUGUUUGUAUCUGUGUGUCUGUAUCUGCAUGUGUUUCAGUGUGUGUGUGUGUCUUUUUACCUCUAUGUGUGUCAAUGUGUGUAUCUGCUAUCUCUCUCUCUCUCUGUCUGUAUAUAUGUGCCUGGGAAGAGGAGAAGCAGGGAAAGCCUGAGCAGAGGAGAAGCAGGGAGAGCCCAGAGCAGAGGAGAAGCAGGGAAAGCCUGAGCAGAGGAGAAGCAGGGAGAGCCCAGAGCAGUGGAGAAGCAGGGAGAGCCUGCGCCAGAGGAGAAGCAAGGAGAGCCUGCACCAGAGAAGAAGCAGGGAGAGCCUGAGGCAGAGGAGAAGCAGGGAGAGCCAAGGGCAGAGGAGAAGCAGGGAGAGCCCAGAGCAGAGGAGAAGCAGGGAGAGCCUGUGCCAGAGGAGAAGCAGAGAGAGCCUGCGCCAGAGAAGAAGCAGGGAGAGCCUGAGGCAGAGGAGAAGCAGGGAGAGCCUGUGCCAGAGGAGAAGCAGAGAGAGCCUGCAGCAGAGAAGAAGGAGGGAGAGCCUGAGGCACAGGAGACGCAGGGAGAGCCAAGGGCAGAGGAGAAGCAGGGAGAGCCUGGGGCAGAGGAGACGCAGGGAGAGCCAAGGGCAGAGGAGAAGCAGGGAGAGCCUGGGGCAGAGGAGAAGCAGGGAGAGCCUGUGCCAGAGGAGAAGCAGAGGGAGCCUGCGCCAGAGAAGAAGCAUGGAGAGCCUGAGGCAGAGGAGAAGCAGGGAGAGCUAAUUGAAAAUGAGAAACAGGGAGAUCCUGUGGUAGAGGAGAAGCAGGGAGAGCUGAGGCAAAUGAGAAACAGGGAGAGCCUGGUGCAAAAGAAGAGCAGUGAUGCCUAGGGCAGAGUAGAAGCAGAGAGAGCCUGUGUCAGAGAAGAAGCAAGGAGAGCCUGUGGCAAAUGAGAAGCAGGGAGAGCCUUGGGCAAAAGAAGAGCAGGGGAGCCUGGGGCAGAGAAAAAGUAGGGGAGGCAAGCGCAGAGAAAAACAUAUAAAUUUGAAAUAACAGCAGCUAUAUUAAUUACAAACCAUUGUGAUAAUAUGAGUACAAUAUGGUAUAAUUUAGAGCCUGGGAAGAGGUAGAGCAGGGGAGCUUGGGGCAGAGGAAGAGUAGGGGUGCCUGGAGCAGAGGAAGAGCGGGGGAGCUGAUGGCAGAGAAAGGGGGGAGAUGGGGCAGAGAAAAGGAGGAGAUGGGGCAGAGAAAAAUGUAUAAAUCAGAAGUAACUGCAACUAUAUUAAUUACAAACAUUUCUCUAAUAUGAGGGUGCAUUUUAUGGAAAUGGGCUGCCAAGGGAAACACAAGUGAAAAAGACUGGGAACCACUGUUCUAAAGGAAAAUUCAUGCAUUCAUUCUCCCACCCCUCCCCUAGGAAAGCCCAUAGUUACCAUACCUGUAUUUAAACUCAAGCUGCUUGCAAAACAGAUACUAUUCUGCAGCGACAGUGGACAAUACAAAAAUGGACAGGAAACUACACAAACAGAAGGUAUUUUCUUUACUUAAAUUUUUGAUAGUUUGUAUUUUUUUAACAAAAUUCCAAACCUUUGUUAAAUACAGGCAUUUGGAUAUCUGACUUGUGCAAGAAUGUUCACAGUGAUCUUUAACUUACUUUUUUUCUGAAAAGUUAAACAAUAUAUAUAUCAGAAAAAAUACAUAUAGGUUAAAGGAAGUUGGCUCUUUGAUUUGUAUAUUUUGUUAAACUCCGUUUAUUUGUGCAAUGUCGAAGAUGUUUUCUUGCCUUGUCUCAAAUGAGUAUUCAACCCGUUGAAGAUAUUUUGAAUCAAUUAAAAUAACGCAAACACAUUUCAGCGUGUUAAAAACAAAACAAACAAAAAAAGAUAUCAAUUUGUAGUUUUGUUUAAUGAGAAAAAUAUUAAAAUAAAAAAACAUUUUAAAAAAAACCAUAAAACAGUGCCUGAUGAAAUAUGAUUUAUCUAUAGUUACAGGUAUUUUUUUUUUACUGUAAACAACUGCAAUGUUUGUGGAGUUGUGAGCAUUUUGGUAAAAAUAAAUUAAGGCACUAUAGACUGAAUAGAUACAUAUUAUCCAUGCUGGCUUUACAGACAGUUCACGAGCUUCCCAGAAAAUGUUUCUCAAUAACAUGGUUCUUUUUUUAUAUAAUUUAUUGUAAUUAUCAAUAGAGUUUCAGGAUAAUGAGAAUGACAAAAAGUAGCAUUUACAUAUACUACAGGCGGUGAGCCAAUGUAAAAACGGAACAAUUCAGAUGUAAAGUAAAGUGUUUAAAAUCAGGUUUUUAGCAAUGUGGUAUGCUUCAGGGAAUAUGGCCAUUAAGUACCUACUUAUAAUAUUCAUUGAAACACACGUAUGAAUGAAUCCCAAUGCUAUUUGCCAUGUAGAUUGGUUUUAUUGUUACUUUUAAGGCACAUAGCUUGUAUAAUGUAAAGGUGCUCUUAUAUUUUUGCAUAUUACGAUUUUAAAAAAUCCGAAUUUGAAAAGAAAUGUAAAGCAGUUCUUGUUCUUUUAUGGCGUUUUCAUGUUUGUUCACGGUAUCUCCACACGUUUCAGUUUUGCAUUGGUUAAUGUAGCUUGUAAGGCCAUAUAUAUCUAUAUAUAUCAAGGUAAAACAGGUGUUGUUCCGGACAAAGUACUGCAUAAAGAACGAUUACUUGCACUUAGCACUUUGCUCCAGAAUACUUGUAUUUUGCUUUCAUGAGCAUGUCCCAAGGCAUCUCUGGAGUGUAGUAAACAAUUUGUCCUCAAACAACGCAGUGCCUCAAAAACAUAACAUAACAUUCACGUACUUUUUAACCCCUUAAGGACACAUGACAUGUGUGACAUGUCAUGAUUCCCUUUUAUUCCAGAAGCUUGGUCCUUAAGGGGUUAAAGGUCCCUUACCUGUAGCUUGGAUAACUGGAUUCUUCUGGCUGUUGUUAGAUUGUCAUGCUCAGUACACAACAAUGAGAUUUGUAGCUUAGUAACAUUUGGAGAAAUACAGUUUCCAAAACUGAAUUACUUAGAGUGGUGUCUUCCUUUCUAUUAAUAUGUGUGAGAAUCUUCUGUCGAUCAUUAACGAAAAAAAAACUUAAUAAUGGAAAAUGUGUGUGUGCACGUGUACUGCAGUCAUCUAAAAUGAACAUUCACAUUUAUUUUCAGAUGAGCUAUUAGAAAGGAGAUGGAGCUUUUUUUAAUUAAAUGUUUUGCUUUUUUCCCAUUAAUGGUGUACUGAGAAUUGCUUCUAAAUCUUUGCAAGUAAUUCAGUAUGUCCCAGUCCUGCCUUAGAUUAGGACCCUAGGCUGCAUUAUUACCUGUUCAUUAUAGGAAAUCAUUGCACAUAUGACAACACCAUCCAUGUAACAUAGGAUUGAAAAACACACUCUAUCUGUUAAAAUAAUUGAAACAUACUGUAAUACAUACAUAUCAUUUAACAUCAUUAAUAAUUUUAUUUCAUGUUAUCAUGAAAUAAUAUCUCCAAAUAUUUGAACUUUAUAUUGUUGAACUUUAACUCCAAUAAUUAUCUGCUAAAUACUGUAAGGCAGAGAAUUUUGGGAGUAGUCAUGCAUUAAAAGCUAUUCAAAAAAUUUCUAAUGCUAAAGGGUUCCUUUUUGCCUUUAGAUUAGAUUCCCUCUAGAUUAGCCUCCUAAAAAUAAGUUAUUAACCUUCAAUCCAGCAAUGAGAGGGUUUCCACGCCACGACUCUACUUCGUCUCUAGGAGGUCAUUUUUAGUGAUCUACAGGCCAAUUUAAUAGAUAAGCAUUGGGAGGCAGGGUGCAUGCACAGCAUUCACCACACUAUCCAGGUAAUGCUUCUCAUAGAGGAACAUUGAAAACAAUGAGAAGCCCUCAAUUCAGUGAGGUGAAUGAAGAAAAGAACUCCUAUUCUUAGAACCCUUAGAAACCUUAGUCUGUAACUAUAUGAAAUUAAGCUCCAGAAAGUCAAAGUGGUUUUGGGGUUUGGUAGUUUUAAGCUUUCUCUUGGUACAUUUGAGACUCUCGUGAAACCACAUUACAGUUUACACCGAUUAUCAAAUAUCUAAAGUUUUGUUUUUUUUUACUUACUUUCUGUCUGAAUAUUUGGGGGAUUUAAAUAUAAUUAAAGUCCCUCUUGGGUAUGUCAUGAACUAUAUAUGUUACGAUCUUAGGUUUUCUUUUCCAGAACAUGAAUUGAUGUAGCCCCCAAAUUGAUUUAUGAGCUGUUUGGGUUAUUUCAGUAUUCAAAUAUAAAAUAUAUAUUGAUCUGACUUCGAUCAAGUGUGUUUUACCAGUUCUGUGUAGUUUACUGUGGAUGGAGUUUUAUAUAUCAAUGUAAGUAAAGAUGAAGUCAUGGGAGAUACUUUGUGAUUAACUUUAACAAGUACCUAUGUAAACACUCUGAAUCAGGUAUCUCAAAGUCUGCCCCCCAAUGUUACUGAACGUUAGCUGUCAUGAUUCUCUGACCUUCUAUUGCUUAUGCUUACAAAUAAUUCUGGAAGUUGGAGGCCAUCAACAUCUGGGGGUGGGGCAGAGUUUGAGAUCCCUGCUCUAAAAUAUUAUUGUUACCCUUCUAAAGUACAUGGAAUUCUGAUAACCCUAAGCAGAUCUACUAAAGUGAGUAUAGUGGGGUCUUUAGCAGUAAUGUGAUCAUUACUAUCGGGCCCGUGCGAGACUAUUUUGUACCCUAGGCUAGACCAGCUACUAGCGCCCCCCACCCCCAUCCAAAACAAAAAUUGCCAACUUUGUGUGUCUCUUUCUCUCCUAACUCCUUUGUGUGUCUCUCUUUUCCCUUCCCCAGCCUCUCAAUGUGUCAAGCACACUGCACCCCUCACAUACAUUUAACUCCUCACACAUUGUAAACCCACACACAGUGCACCCCUUACACACACAUUGCAUCUCACAAACACACUGCACCCCUCAUGCACACUGUAACCCUCACACGUGCAUUAGACUCCUCUCACACAGCACCCUAGCCACACAUAUUAGACCCCAGACACAACACUACUGAAACUGACCUGUUAACACAAAACACCAAACCACAAUCAGCUCACUCUACAAACACGCAAUCCCACAAGCAGCCUUAAAAUAAUACGCUUUUCUGGACCUUUUGUCAUCCACAGACCAGUCAUAUGCAAACAUAGCACAAGCGUGUCAUUAUAUGUGCUUGCGCUGCGCCGAACAAAUACAUGGCCUUUUCUCAUGUGAGAGAAGCAGGGCUCUGUACGUUGCACCAACAUGCUCACUUUGAGAGGGGGCAUGCUUGUCAUUGGUGUAGUGCAAUUAUUGGCAUUUGUGCAUUUGUGUAACUAUUGGCAUUUGUGCAAUUAUUAUCAAGAUGAAUGGUAGCUGGUAUUAGCAGCAAUCAAGCUUGCUUUUCCAACAUGUAUUAGUGAUACGCCAGAGCACUAACUAACCACCGGGCUAUCCUACCAUUAUCAGGCUCACUCCAUGCUAACAUAUCCAUUGUGUAUAAUUCUAAAGAUUUUCUUUUCUUUCUGGUCUUCCUUUUAGACUCUAACUGGAACUCUGGUGUUUUCCGUGUGUACGGCGGUACUGUGCUCCCUGCAGUUCGGAUAUGGAAUUGGUGUAAUCAACGCUCCUCAAAAGGUGACUUACUAUGCUUUCUGUAUUUCAGAGCUACAUAAGUAAAAUCAGUACUAACAAAUCAAACAAGAACCGAUGACAGCCUAGUCCUACUGGGUUGAAAUCUCUACCUCUUAUAGUAAAAGACAAAGAAUCAAUUAAACCCUAGCUAUAUGCUAAGAUGGUAACAUACUUUAGAUUAGGGCAUGUAGACUGCUAGUGCUGUGAGAAUGAGCAGCUGUUACUCUUAUCGAGAAAAUAAGUGUGACGAUGCCCAUGUCAUAUCAGAAUGGCUAUAAAUAACUACAACCACAUGACCACCCGUGUUCCUUAACCAUUCAUCAUUGAAACACAGGAGUCUUAUUUUCAUUAGCUUAUUCAUGUUAGUAUGAGGAUUUCCUUAUGUUGUGUAUUUUUGUAGUGUCCAUCAGUUGAUGCUGGUGGAAAACAGGUAGUAACCAAGUAGUUUUACUAAAUCUGCCCUGAUCAUGGAGACUGCGGCUUGAUAACAUCUGAAGGACUAUCGGCCUUUAGUGAAUAUUUAGCCAUAAUCUUUUAUCUUUAAGAACUCAAACUCAUACAAAGUGCACCCUGUGGGGACAUGAAGCACACACUACCUCCCCCCCCCCACCCCCCACCCAAACUCUAGAUUUAGAAGGCAAUCUUCCUAGAAAUCUCAGGUAACGUUUCCGAAAAGAGUCCCAGGGAUGUAAAAAGCUUGCACUCUCAAUCUGUAUAGCAAUCAUAUAAAUUCACAGCCCAUAUUCUGCUUUUUACUGCAUUAAAAAUAAAUCUAGAUUUGUUUUGGUCCCAUUUGUUCCCCCACAAUAUAGACCUAUAUCUCCAAACACAUUCACACUCUUCACCCCUCACAUACAUUGCACCCCUCACACCCAUACACAUUGCACCUCUCUCAUACACACUGCACACCUCACACACAUUGUACCCCUCACACACACUGCACUCCUCACACACAUUGCUACCAAUGUAUAUCUACAUUAUUGCUUUACAAUAGCAGCACUUAUCAGUCACUGACAGUCUUGCGUUAUCAAAAAACACUUUGCUAAUUGUUGUGUAUUUCUUAAAGGGACACUGUAGACAUCCAGACCAAUUCAGCUCAUUGAAUUGGUGUGGGUGCUGUGUCCCUUUUGCACCUAGUGCUGCAAUGUAAACAUUGCAGUUCCAGAGAACUGCAAUGUUUACAUUGCAGCACUAAGUCUGCCCUCAGUGACAGUCUACCAGGCUGCCACUGGAGGCGCUUCUGGAAUCCAAACGGACUUUUGGUCCGUUAUCUAACACUCUGCAUGAGGACCUCCCGCAUAGGAAAGUAUUGAAUAAUGCUCUCUUAUGGGGAAGUCUAAUACAUGCGCGGAUGUUGGAGGGGGAGGAGCGUGGGCGGAGUCUGACCCAGUGCCAAGGGACAUCAGCAAUGGAUUCAGUUAAGUGGCUAAAAAUUAGGCUUGCCCAAUAUUGUAGCCAUGGUAGAAUACACAAUCCAAUAUAUAAUACAGUGGUAUUCUAUUUAUUUUGAAGUAUUCACUUUUUAAGACAUUUAAAGUUGUCAGACAUAACAAAUGUUUACUUGCAACACAUUAUAAGAAUUGCAUAGAAAACAGUCACUUGUUUGGCUGAUUAAGUAACCAGUAUUUGUUUUAUAUGUAAAAUCUGUUUAUAUAUUCUGAAAUAAUUCCUAAUAAGUAUAACACGGCACUGGACAACCAAACUCUUUCCUUUCCGAAAUGAAGCCCUAACCUCUAUAAUACUCAAGUAUAAUAUUGGUAUCUUGUUAUAUAUUUUAAACAAAAUGUAAUUAUUUCUCCAAACAGGUCAUUGAAACUCACUAUGCUCGGGUGUUAGAGGUAAAGAUGCCAGACAUUAAUGUAAACGGGACAGCUGAUGAGCCUGUACCAUCGUCUGUGACCAUGUACUGGUCCCUCUCUGUGUCCAUAUUUUCUCUUGGUGGCAUGGUGUCGUCGUUUUUUGUUGGAUGGAUAGCAGAUAAACUUGGCAGGUCGGUGAAACACAAAACAUGGACUCCUCUAUUAAUUUUUGAACUGAAUGACAGAAAUUCUAGAAAUAUUCUUGUGGAAGCUUUAAAAUCUAUUUUGUACCUUUAUCUCCAUAUAUAAUAAUAAAUAUGUAAUAAUAUUUGUAUUCGUACAUUAAUGAUUAGGGUGCUAAUAUGUUCUGUAAAGGAUAUGCUAUAAUAACAGGUUAAUCAAUCUCUGAACUACUGACCUUGAUUUUUUUUAAAUGAUGUUUCCACUAGGAUCAAAGCUAUGAUGGUGGUAAACAUUUUGGCAGUAAUUGGAGCUCUCCUCAUGGGCUUGGCACCAUUGGGACAGGCACACGCUCUUGUUAUUGCUGGGAGAUUGAUUACAGGAUUCUACUGUGGUAAGUAAGACAUUGCUCAAAACAUGAAUGCAAUCUGACAAUAUAUGCAAUAAUCACAAAUAUAUGUAUUAUUACAAUCUAGAUUGUAAAUUCCAAUGAGAAUAAGGCCCUCAACUCCACCUAUAUUGGUGUUGACAAAUUUUGCAUUGUCUCAGAUGUAUUGUAUAUUUUGUCUCUUUACUUGUGCCAAUUGUACUCAUGUGUACAGCACUGUGGAAUAUGUUGGUGCUUUACAAACAAAGUAUCAUAAUAAAAUAAUAUAAUAAUUACCAUACACUGCACAUCAAUAGAUUUAUUGAGGUCCCACAAGAAUCAACAAUUCAACCCUAACAUAAGAACUUUAUAAAGAUACAAAAUGUAACUUUUCUUUUGACAGAAUUAAUAUACAUGGAUACAUUUUAUUAAACAAUUUAAUAAAAUUAAUAUAUUAAUUUAGUAAAUUAGUAAAAGUUGCAUUCAGUACUUACACUCUUUGAUACCAGUGGAUUUGCUAAAAAAAAAUAAUUUUAAAGUGUUAGUUCUAGAAGCCAAUGUAAAAACAUAAAUUUUCAUUAAUUUCUGUUUAUGGACAGAAAAAAAAGUCACAUUUUAGCUACAAGAUUAUUAAGUUAAAAAUGUAUUGGUAAAAUUAUGCCUAUUCUAUUUGACGAAUUUCCCACACAUAUGCCAUAUCUAAUAAUUCCCCUAAGCAAUUGUGCCUAUCCAGCAUCUGAUUGCCAUACUUCCCCAACUUGCCUCAUAUGUUGUGAUAUUGCCCCACAUACUGCCCUCAUGUGUUGGGAUAUUGCCCCUGACUUUUCCCCAGCUGUAGUCAUAUUGCCAUCCGAAGUGUCCUCCAUGUUAUAUGUCACACACCAGGAAACAAAGAUAUCUGGAAAUACAAACAUACACACAGAAGAAGACAACCACAGAAUGAGACAAAGACACACUAGGUAAACAUUCCAGGGGGACACAGACAAACUGGAAAAUAGAACUGCAGCACUGCAAGCAGAAUCUCCAGAAUCUACACUACAUAUCCCCUCUAGACACACACCACAUCCCCUCUACACAAACACGCACACUCUAUAGCCUCUACAUACACUACAUCCCAUAUACACACACAUACACUACAGCCCCCUACAUCCACACUUCAUCUGUCCACUAUACACACACUGUACCCCUUACACAACCACUACAGCACCUAUACACAUACACACUCUCACUCUCUACAGUCCCUAGACAUGCACCAUGCACACAACAGUCCCUAGCCACACAUACAACACCACAAAUGCAACUGAAAGCAACCUAUUUACACAAAACACUACAUCACAAACAGCUCACUCUACACACAUGCAAUCCCACAAGCAGCCUCCAAAUACACGCACUAUACUAUUUCCUGACCUUUUGUCCUAAUAAGCCAAGUAUGGAGAAACCAGAGACAGGUCACAAGCAAACAAAAUUAAUGACAUGCCUGUGCUGUGCAGAACAAACACAAGGCCUUUUUACCAUGUGAGAGCUUUUCAUCAGAUCUCUAUGCAUGGGCUGGAAGAGCAUUAAACUAACAUGCUGACUUUGGGAGGACAUGUUUGUCUUUGGUGAUGACACAACAACAUUGUAUCUGGUUUAACCCCUUCCUACUGAGUCUCUGUGAUAAAAAAAAAUCAAAAAAAAAAAUCGCAGGGCAAUUUUUUUGCCAGUCUGGCCCUCCCAUCAAGGUCCUAUAAUUCCUAUAAUUCCUGUCACUAAAGGUACUGAAUAGUGAUUACAACAGGGGAUUACUGACAAUAAAAUUAAAGAAAAGACCAGACGCAUGCUAUAAAAUAUAACAUUUUUCUUUCUAUUAGUAAAGUACCUGUGAUUUAAAUGGACAAUUCACGUAGAUAGUCACUUAAAAAAUUAUUAUAACUAUCUGGCAUAGCACAAAAUCACAGUUUUAUACAUUGUUUAUACUGUUGCUAUAACCUGCGAAGACCAAUCAGCAAGGUGUGGUUGUGGUUGCUAUGGUGACAGCUUACACAUCAUGUGUUUCUGUGCUUAUUAGCAAGGGGCCAAUCUGCAACUGUUUGGUAUCUUUGCGAGUAGAUACUAUUGGCAGUCAGCUGGUAAAAAAAAAUAGAAAAGGUUACCAUUUGGUAAUUUUCAGCCACUGUUAGCUACCAGCUGUUGUUAAUAGCUACAGAUUACAGCGGCUACUUACUCUCUAAAAUGGAAACAUGCCCCAAGUGUCUACCAUUUAUUUCAACGAAUUGUCUUGGAGAAUGUUUUCUAGAUAAUAUGUUCUACCGAUAAUAAAUACUAUGAUAUUAAUAAUGUUUUUUUGCAUAUUCAUUGAGAUCUGAUUGUAACCCACCUAUCUAUUUGACAAUGCAAAGGACAUAGAGCUUAUAAUAAAUAUUGUUCAUUAUCAUAAUUGUUCAUAUUAAGCCCUGUAUCUAUCUAUUUCACCAGGUCUGGCAUCAGGACUAGUUCCAAUAUACGUUGGAGAGAUCUCUCCCACUGCAUUAAGAGGAGCUCUGGGAACUAUGCACCAACUUGCUAUUGUUACAGGAAUCCUUAUAAGUCAGGUACGCUUACAUGGAAACUGUGAUAGCCGGGCUUAAAAAUAGUAAAUGAUUCUGUGUGCAACUGCAUCGCCCACUAUCCUUAUACAGAUAAAGAUGAUGAAAUGAACCAUUUAAAUAACUCGGGAGUUGUUGUGGUAUUAACAAUGAGCUUUGGGCUAUAUGUUAUAAAAAAAAAAAAAAAGAUUAUUUAGAUAUGAACACUAGGAAAAUGGUGGCCUUUAAAUUGUAAUAAUACUAUUGGCUAUCUGCUAGUGAAAUGACUAACCAGCACCAUUGCAAAAUCCAGACAGCUGCAGAAUAUUUACUCCAGGCAUUGAUCAAAAUAUAACAAUAUGACGUGGGAUGUUAAGAGAGGUUAAAACUCUCCAAUGUAUUGACGCAAGGCAAUAAAAAGACUGUACAGCAUAGCUAUCUCAUUGUUGUGACUUUGUAAACUUUUCUUAAUAUGCUGAGAUAAAGAGACUUGUUUAUCCUAUUGGCCUGAAAGUGUUCAGGAAUGCAAUAUCUCAAGCACUCACUCCAUACUUGCAUCUCAUUAACUUUAGUGUAGUUCUUCAACUACUGAAUACAAGAUUUUGUGUACAGAAUAAGGAAAUGUCUAAAUUCUGGACUGUUGAUACGUGUGUGUGUUGUAAACACUGCGCUAGGGGUUGAUAGAUUUACAAUCACCACAUAGCUUUAAUUUACCAAUAAACACUGUAAAAAAAAAUCAUAUUUACAAUCAUAAUUGUAUAUCGGGUAUUUUAAAUGGUUCAUAUACUGAGGGUGAAACUAUUUAUAUAUACUAUUUGUUCUGUUAACAGUUUUUUUUCUUGUAACACCUAUAGGUUAUUGGACUGGACUUUAUCCUGGGCAGUAAGGAUUUAUGGCCGGUGUUACUUGGUAUUUCGGGGAUCCCUGCGAUUAUUCAGACAAUCCUACUCUUCUUUUGCCCAGAAAGUCCCAGAUUUCUUUAUAUCAAUCUUGGCAAGGAGGAAGCAGCAAAACAGAGUAAGUUAUUUAUUUACCAAUUAAAACAUAAACACAUAAUUUUAAUCUUUACAAAUGUUUGUUCAGAUACUCUGCACCACCAAUAUAAACUCUUGAUUAAUGUUUUAUCUAUGGAGUCUAAUAUCAUCAGUCAAUGGGGGUCAAUAGUCAAUCAAGAUGGAAGAAAGUAAGCAAAUAAUAUAAGAGUUAAAUUUGUAGAAUGCACAAAGAGUUCUAUUUCUGGAAUUUAUAAACAGUUCAAUUUAUAGAAUUCACAAAGAGUUCAAUUUGUAGAAUUCACAAAGAGUUCAUUUUGUAGAAUUCACAUAGAGUUCGAUUUGUAGAAUGCACAAAGAGUUCAAUUUGUAGAAUUUAUAAACUGUUCAAUUUAUAGAAUUCACAAAGAGUUAAGUUUAUAAAAAUUCACAAAUAGUACAAUUUGCAGAAUUGUCAUCUUGCAAAACAUUCUUGAAAGGUUAGCUCAGAUCAAUGCUCCUUAGGGCUCCAUGCUGGAUAUUAAAUCCUCAGUAAUAUGUCAUUCACUUAAAAUUCACCUGCUAAUAGCUCAAAUAAAGGCUAUAUUACAACUGGAGAAUAUGCUCUUUGCAUUUUGCUUCAAACAUGUAAAAUGAGAUAUAUUUUGGAGAUGUUAUUGGCAUGAUGUGUACAUUGAUUGGAUAUAUACGGAAUGAUAGAGAGGGCUGUGAGGCACUGGUUAGGACUGAGGAAAGGUAUUUUGUGGUAUAGGGUAGAGGACAACAAUGGCUGACUUUGUCAGUGUGUAAUUAUAAGAUACUUUUCCCAUCAUGCUCGCCCAGUUAUCUCAUAUACAGAUGGGGUGAAAAGGUUUGCCUGCGAAUGUAAUAACUGAAAUUAAGUAUUAAUAUCCUUUAUAACUUUGUUUUUUUAAUUCAAACCAAUAGAUGAGAUCAAACCAUAGCAUACAAAGUCACUUAGCAUAAUAAUGGCAGUCCAAUUUAUUGUCAUUCAGAAUUUUGUUUUAUUUAUCAUAUUGUUAUGUCAUUCCCAAGAGUGUAGUAGUAUUGGCUGGAACUCUGAUUUGAUCCAAUCUGUCAAGUUACUGUGUUACCUUUGCACCUAAAGAUACAACUUACUAAGGUAGACAAUAGUGUUGACCAACUUAUCUUAAAGACACAUUUCCUAUUCCUGAGUGAGUCUUGACUAAAUAUUGUUUAGCAACUUAUCUUAAAGACACAUUUACUAUUCCUAAGUUACACUUGACUAAGUGUGUUUAUCAGCUUAGCUGAAAGACAGAUUUUCUAGUUCUGUGUGAGACUUGGCUAAAAUGUUUACUACUGGGAUAGGCAAUCACUGUGAUUAGACAUGUUGUUUGCUACAUCGAGAGUCAACAAAAUCUGGAAUGGGGGAUCAUGCCUGACCCUGGAAAAGAUUAAAAGUGUAGAGGGUUUUCAGAUUUGUAGAUCCGACCACUUUACCUAUAUAUAUAUAUAUAUAUAUAUAUAUAUAUAUAUAUAUAUAUAGGUAAAGUGGUCGGAUAUAUAUAUAUACACUCACACAAUCCAUUCAAACUAUGUUUAGACUUCAUUAUUAUUAAUUGUAGCAGUUCCCAAUGCUGGAUAUCACAAAGUUGGUAAUCUUAACUUAUUUAAACUACAGUCAAGUCCAUAAAUAUUGGGACAUCGACACAAUUCUAAUCUUUUUGGCUCUAUACACCACCACAAUGGAUUUGAAAUGAAAUGAACAAGGUGUGCUUUAACUGCAGACUUUCAGAUUUAAUUUGAGGGUAUUUACAUCCAAAUCAGGUGAACGGUGUAGGAAUUACAACAGUUUAUAUAUGUGCCUCCCACUUUUCAAGGGACCAAAAGUAAUGGGACAGUUGGCUGCUCAGCUGUUCCAUGGCCAGGUGUGUGUUAUUCCCUCAUUGUCCCAUUUACAAGGAGCAGAUAAAAGGUCCAGAGUUCAUUUCAAGUGUGCUAUUUGCAUUUGGAAUCUGUUGCUGUCAACUCUCAAUAUGAGAUCCAAAGAGCCGUCACUAUCAGUGAAGCAAGCCAUCAUUUGGCUGAAAAAACAAAACAACCCCAUCAGAGAGAUAGCAAAAACAUUAGGUGUGGCCAAAUCAACUGUUUGGAACAUCCUUAAAAAGAAAGAACGCACUGGUGAGCUCCGCAACACCGAAAGACCCGGAAGACCACGGAAAACAACUGUGGUGGAUGACCGAAGAAUUCUUUCCUUGGUGAAGAAAACACCCUUCACAACAGUUGGCCAGAUCAAGAACACUCUCCAGGAGGUAGGUGUAUGUGUGUCAAAGUGAACAACCAGGAGAAGACUUCACCAGAGUGAAUACAGAGGGUCCACCCCAAUAAAAACAUUGGUGAGCCUCAAAAACAGGAAGGCCAGAUUAGAGUUUGCCAAACAACAUCUAAAAAAGCCUUCACAGUUCUGGAACAACAUCCUAUGGACAGAUGAGACCAAGAUCAACUUGUACCAGAGUGAUGGGAAGAGAAGAGUAUGGAGAAGGAAAGGAACUGAUCCAAAGCAUACCACCUCAUCAGUAGUGUCAUGGCGUGGGCAUGUAUGGCUGCCAAUGGAACUGGUUCUCUUGUAUUUAAUGAUGAUGUGACUGCUGACAAAAGCAGCCGGAUGAAUUCUGAAGUGUUUCAGGCAAUAUUAUCUGCCCAUAUUCAGCCAAGUGCUUCAGAACUCAUUGGACAGCGCUUCACAGUGCAGAUGGACAAUGACCCGAAGCAUACUGCAAAAGCAACCAAAGAGUUUUUUAAGGGAAAGAAGUGGAAUGUUAUGCAAUGGCCAGGUCAAUUACCUGACCUGAAUCCGAUUGAGCAUGCAUUUCACUUGAUGAAGACAAAACUGAAGGGAAAAUGCCCCAAGAACAAGCAGGAACUGAAGACAGUUGAAGUAGAGGCCUGGCAGAGCAUCACCAGGGAUGAAACCCAGUGUCUGGUGAUGUAUAUGCGUUCCACACUUCAGGCUGUAAUUGACUGCAAAGGAUUUGCAUGUAUUAAAAAGUGAAAGUUUGAUUUAAGACUGUUAAUCUGUCCCAUUACUUUUGGUCCCUUGAAAAGUGGGAGGCACAUAUACAAACUGUUGUAAUUCCUACACCGUUCACCUGAUUUGGAUGUAAAUACCCUCAAAUUAAAGCUGAAAGUCUGCAGUUAAAGCACAUAUUGUUUGUUUCAUUUCAAACACAUUGUGUUGGUGUAUAGAGCCAAAAAGAUUAGAAUUGUGUCGCUGUCCCAAUAUUUAUGGACCUGGCUGUAUAUUUAUGGUGCUGUUGAUGUGAUAUUGAGGAGCUUGUGUAUAUAGCUUGCAAUGACUGCCAACCUGAGUAUACAUUAGUUAGCGGCCAAGUUGUGGUACCAUAGUCUGCUGUAAAGAAGCAUUGUGUAAUUUAGUCACAUGGAAUGCUCCCUAGCUAUAGAGCUACAAUUCAUGCAAUAUCUGUAAAACCCAUAGGCGUGCGCACGGGGUGUGCCUGGGCACACCCUAAUCCCGCGGCACGCCUAUGUAUAUUGAGACCGGCAGGAGAGAUCUCAGGAUCUCCCCUGUCGGCUCAUGCAGAGCCGGCGCUAUCCGAGCGCCGGCUCUGCUCUCAGCCUCCCUCCCCACUGACCCACAUGCAGGGAGGGAGGCAAGAGAGGACCCGGCGGAGCUAUUGCCGGCAGCUCCGCCGGGUUCCUCUAGCGAGAUAUGAGCGUUGCCACGGCAACGCUCAAAUCUCGCGAGAGUGAACUCUAGCCCCACAGGGGGCUAGAGUUCACUCUCCACUGGACCACCAGGGAUGGAAUCAGCAGCACGAUCCCCCCUCCCUACAAAAGGUAAGAAGGGAGGGGGGAUAGCAAGUAAUGUACCCCCACAAUCACCCACACACAUACAGCACACACACAUACAGCACCCACAGACAUACACAGCACCCACAGACAUACACAGCACCCUCAGACAUACACAGCACCCUCAGACAUACACAGCACCCUCACACUCACACAGCACACUAACAGUACCCUCACAAACAGGACCCUAACAAACACAGCACACUACCAGUACCCUCACACACAAACAGCACCCUCACACACAGUACAUUAACAGCAUCCUCGCACACAGUACAUUAACAGCAUCCUCACACACAGUACAUUAACAGCAUCCUCACAAGCACGCACACAAACACCCUCACCCACACAUCACACUAACAGCACCCUCACACAGCACACACACACACACACACAGCAGUGUGUGUAUAUAUGUGUAUGUGUGUGUGUGUGUGUGUGUGUGUAUAUAUAUAUAUAUAUAUAUACGUGGCGUGUGCUUGGGCUUUAGGGUGCACACCCUAAUGCAAUAGGCUGCGCACGCCUAUGGUAAAACCUAUGAGUUCCAGUCCAAGAACAGCUUUAAAAUCAUAAUUAAUUUGUUGGGAAAUACAAAGGAUGUUACAACUUGACUACUUUAUGUAAAGUUCAUGGCUGGUUCACUUUUUUGGUUCAGGUUUUUGUAACUAAAUAUUUUCCCUUUCUCUGGUGCUGUUGUGACCAUCACCACCCAGUUUAUUAGUGUCACACCUGCUGUGACACCCUUCUCCUCCAGCACCUGCCCACUUUUUGUUUGAUUGGGCAUUUUCAAGAAGUACAGUUUUACUUCCCAAAGCAGAGUGCAUCUCUCCAUCCAUUCUAGCACAUCGACAUAUUAAUGGAGUCUCUGGAAAAGUGAGACACUUGUAGUCUUGCAGGAAUGAUCCCAGUAACUACACACAUAAACUGCAGCUGCUGUAAAGGAGAGCAGGAAAAUAUGCCUGUAGAAGGCAAAUCAUGCUCAUCACUUACCAAUCAACUCUUGGCACACACAUUAUGCAACUGACAUAGUAGAUUAUGCAAAGAAUGGAUUCACAGACAGGGAGAGGUGAAAUAAUAUAUUUUAGAUUUUUUUUGUAAAAUGUAUAUUUUCUAAGAAUUCUGAAAAGUAAAGAUCAUCAUACUGCUCUGCUGAAUAUAUUUGUAAUUUGUAAAAAAAAAAAUAAUAAAAAAAUACAUAACAGAUGUACUUAAACAAAGUUGUGCCAUGGAAAUAAUUCUAUAGACACACAUUUAGAUGUUACUCAUCUUUGAAUGAGCUAAAAAAUAAAGUAAUAUAAAAUCUUUCUCAAAGAACCAGCCUUAUUUCUUAUGAAUAAACUUCAACUUAUUCUUAAAGGAGAGACCAGGAAGGCAUGAUAAAAUGUGCUCUUUGGACUUUGUGUCAGAGCUUGCUUAGUAAUACCCCUGUAAAAUUGAUUGCCUUUUAUUGAUGUCCUUUAUUUUAGUUCAGACAUGUAACCCUUUAAGUGUAUCACAUUACAAUAGAAAACCUGAGUAAAGAUUACAAAUAUUUGAAUCAUGCAACCUGCCUAUCACACAUUUAUACUUUUCCACUCUAACAUUAGAAAUACAAACAUUUCUGGAUUUAUGGGUCCUCCUGUGAAAACCUUGUAAAGGGAGCAUUAAAGGAGCACUCUAACAUUAGAAAUACAAACAUUUCCGGAUUUAUGGGUCCCCCUGUAAGAGAUGCGUUAAUUAAUUUUACUAUGCUUUUUCCCUCUCCAUGCAAAAGUCGCCACUCUCCCUCUCGCUAAUAUCAUCAUUACGGAUCUCAGCCAAUCCAGUGUUUCUCUAGAGAUAUGCAUUGGAGGAUUACUUUGCAUAACUGGCAAUCUCUAUGCUACAACAAUCAACGUAGUGGCAGAACUAAUGUAGAGAAAGCUCUGGUGCAUGAAUUCUUUAGGAUCACCCUCUAUCACAAGUGUGGCCAAAUGGUAGAUCCCCAUUUGUCGUACAACUCCCACAGUGCACUCCCAUCUGGGAAUUUACCAUUUGCACAUUCUUGCAGGGUUGUAUUUAGCACUGAAUCAAUUAUUCUGAAUCAAUAAUAAUACAACACAAGAGCACAUCAGAUUUAAAAAAAUAUAUGUUCAAACUUUAUUAUUAUGUUAUUUUAUUUUAUUAUUAUUAUUUAUUAGUGAACAGAUAAAGAUAAACAGUAUAAAGCCAUCAUUAGGGAAAUGACAUAACAACGAAUGUUGCCUCUUAGAAAUCAGGCUAGUAUCUUAAUGUGCGGUAUUCUGUGUAAUGAAGGAGACUACAUCAUCAGACAAUACAUGGUGUUUUAACUAGAACCCAAAAUGUACAAAUAAUAACAGAAAUGACAGAAAAUAUGAAAUACUGUCAAAGAGACACAAAACACAAAAAAUGAAUGAAAUUAAUUCAUAAAAAAUAUAUUUACAGAAAAUGCAAAUGUGAAAGAUGAUGCAAAAAAAUUUAAAAAUAGAAUAUAAAAAAUGAAAAUAAAUGCAAAUAUAAAAAAAUUAAUAACAAUCCAAGAAUUACAAAAAAAAGAAUGCAAACUAUCACAAAAGAUAUAUAAAAUGUAAGCAAGCAUCAAUAACAUAAUAACAAACCACAAAAUAAACCUGUGUCACCACAUACAACAUGAAUGCUUUUACAUGUCACCUAGUAUAUAUAGUACAGGUAUUGUCAAGUCAUAACGAAAAAAUAUUUAUUACAAAUUACAAAAUGAAUAAACCAUUGAUAUCUACUAAAUAUUAACUGAUAUAAUGAAAGUAAUAUAAAAUAAGUAAAAAAUACUUGGGAUAAUCCAAUCCAAAAGAAAUGGACUAAGACCAACAUGUUCCCUUUGGAUAACCAAAAAUUUGAGAAAAAAAACGUGUUCCAGUCCAAGCACUCCUUGUUGCGGCUCCCGGGCUGCCGCAUGGCGCAGCCGUGCCCGACUGGCACGACCACGCCGAUAUUGCGAGCUUACCUGAUCGCCGGGAACUGCUCCUCCGCGUCUUCUGGGCGUUGCGCCCAAAUCAAAGAUGGCGCUGACCACAUGGUCGCACACACCACAAGCUCUGCCACUCAAAUAUAGACGGACGUGCGCGUGACGUCACGACGUCAACGCACGCGCACGUUCUGGGGUUGUUCUGACCAAUCAGAGCCCAGAGAGGGAUAUUUAAAUCCCUAAUUCACUCCAGGUCCUUGCCCUGUCGUGGUUUCCUGUUCCUUGUUCCAGAGAGUGUGUUUAUCUUUGUGAAUAUUACUUCCUGGUAUCCUGAUCUUGGCUUUUCCCUGGUUAUUCCGAAUUCUGGUUCCCUUGACUUGGCUUGUUUAAACGGUAUCUGAGUAUUUCUGGCUUCCUUGACCUCGGCUUUCCCUUUGACCAUUCUCUAUCUCUAGCUUAUUAGUUCGGCCAUUCUAAGGUCCGGUUUAUGCUCUGUCCUUUUAUUUCCUUUCCUUUUUUAUGUAUAUGUUUACAUAGUUUCUGCAUGUUGGACCACACGAGCAGCCGUGACACUACUCCAUUUCAGGACCUGAAGACGCAGGAGCAGAAUUGCUGCAUACGAUCCAUUCCCCAGAAAAAAAUAACACUAUCUAAAAGAAUAAAAGAAAUCACAAUAAUAACAUAAAAUAUACUCAACAGACAGAGGAGAAGAAGCAGAACAACUUAGAAAAAUGUUCAGCGCUUGAAAUGUCACAAUCCUCAUUUAGGCCAUGUGGAAAUAGAGCAUCCAAUUUCUAUAUCCUAAACAACUCCCUUUGUUUGAGGGUAACUGAUAAUGACCAACCAGCACAUGGUUUAUUAGUCCGUUUAUUGGUCUGAAAUCUCAUUUGAGAAACAACGUGCCCAUGCUCCAUGGAAGUCCUGGUCACUGGGUAAUGUGUUUUAUUGGUACGUAUCGUGCUCACCAAUCCAGAUGGUUAAACAUCUUGUGGUCUGUCCAACAUUACCCAAUCCACAAGGGCACUCUAUCAGAUAUAUAACAUGAUCUGAUCAACAAUUUAAAAACUCAGGAAUGUCAAACCGUUUGCCUGAUUUGGUGUGGAUAAAUUGUGAUAAAAUCGUAACAUUGUUACAGUUGACACAAUGCCCACAUCUGUACAUUCCCUAAAUGGGAGUUAGCCAGGAACUCACUGCAUUCUUAGCCCUUUGAUCUUUUUAAAUAUGGAGAACCAACUUUUGAUAUUUUUGGGAUCAUCUGUAUGACAUAAUAAGUUGUUCUUUAAAAACAUGGCCGAGCCUAGGAUCACUUUGAAGUACAUGGCAGUGCCUAUUAAUAAUAUGCCAAACAUAUUCUGACCUCUUAGAGUAUGUAGUGACACAUGGAAUACGAUUAGUCCUAGAUCUUGUUUUCUCAGGUCUUAGGAAUUUAUUCCUAUCCAUCAUUCAUACCUUCUCAAGAUAUUGUCUUAGGUCAUCAGUGUUGUAGCCACAAGAGACAAAAUUUGUAGUCAUUUUGGUGAUUUGUGCAUCAAAAUUGUCAUCCAUGGACACAAUACGUCUCACUCAUAAGAAUUGACUGUAUUGAAGUCCACAAACCAUACUUGGUGGAUUAAACAAUUGUGCCAUAAGAAAGCCACUUUUCAGUAGGUUUUUGAUAUAAAUCAAAGACAAACAUUUCAUCAUUGAUUUUCACCAACACAACCCAAAAAAUUUAUUACCUUUCCAUUGUGAAGUGGAUGCUGGGGAUUUGUUGGUCUAAAUAUGAUUUGAAACAUAUUAAUGCCUUCUCAUGCCACUCCAUAUGUUAUAUGUGAUUUUCAAUGUUUUAUUCAAUCAUAUAAUUUAUAGAGAAGUGACAGUCCCUCUUUAAAAUAUAUAUUUUUUUGUAGCUAUGGCAAUAAAGCAUCUUUACCUAUCAACAUCAUAGCCUUGAGUCACAUGGAUACAGGCUACAAAUAAUCAGUCCUGUAGAUAAUAUAGAUAUUGCCAAAUGUAGUUCAUUUUACAGUUAUUACUGGACCAUGUUUUGGCAUUCACAAAUAAGAGGGAAGCAGCCUGGUUUAUUUUUAAUGGGGUUUAUUCACUUACUAAGUAACUUGAAAUUUAAGAACUGAAUAACCAAUCUGAAAAAUAGCAUCGGAAAUUAAUGGGAAAAAAAUUAAGAAAACUCAUUGUUAAUUUAUCACUAUUCACAGUUUAGUAAAUUAAUCUUCAUUGGUUGAUAUUGAGAAACAAUAGGUGAAACAUCUACAGUUGGUGUCUUAAAGGUUAAAAAGCACAGUAAUUGUACAAUACAGACAAAGAAGAUGAACAGCAUACUUGGGAUAACUACAACUUGUUUUUUUUCCAAGUGCUAGGUUCAAAGUAUAGUGUAUUUUAUCAAGUUUCUCAGCAAACAACUUACCACUGCCUGUGUGCAUGACCUCUGGUUAAAAGUUAACAAAGAUAGCAUGCUAAAAUCAGAAAACACCAAGCUAUCCUGUCUUUAAAAAUAAAUGAUGAUUAACACAUAAAAAUGUUCUGAUUUAAAAUGUGAUUUCGAUUACUGAAAUUUACAGAGAAACUACAAGUUGACAAAUAAAAUGUGAAGCUAAAAAAUCCCUCUAACAGUUCAAUGUCAUGUAGGAAAAAAAUAUGAAAAUAGCGUGAAUAGCUAAGUAAAACACCACUAAAUCAUGACGUGUCAUAUAUUUCUAAGUUCACAAACAACUAGAUAAAUGUAAAAGAUAAGACAAAAAAGUAACACAGAUCAUGUAAGUAGCACAUAUAACGUACUUAAUAAUAUUUUCUGGACAUGUAUGUCCCUCAAGCCUCCUCCUGCCUGACAGGUUGUGAUAUUUUUGUGUUUUUAAGUAUUCGUUAAAAACAGAACAAGAGGUACAGUUCCACUGGGUUUAUAGGGGCUGAUAGAAAUCUAAAGCCAAACUGUUUCUAAAACUGCUAAUACAAUAUACCUCACAAUUCAAUAACAUAAUCUCAAUACAGCUGAAGCUUGGCCUAUGCAAUGCUGUGCAUUUUAUCUAUAAUACGGGUCAUUUUACUAUUCUCCUUACACUAUUGUGCUGACUCAUUCUAUAACUACUCUCCUUGGAGGUUUUGGGCACUAUACAGAAUACCUAAACAUGGCCAUAGCCUGUCUUUGUAUUGUACCUGUGGCAAAACUACUGCCCGCAUGCUAUGGAGGUCCCACCAACUGGCUUAGGGACCUAGGACCACCCGAUGGGUAUUGUUGUUUGAUAUAUAUGUGUAUCUGUGUGUUAAUGUGUAUCUAUAUCUGUGAAAGUAUGUAUGUGGCAGUAUAUGUGCAUACAUCCAAGCAAUCAAACACCAACAAAACAUGCAAACACACCCCUGCAAUCAAAUACAAACAUUACAUCCAAACACACCUCUGCAUUCAAACUCCAAAAUUAUAUGCAAACACUUUCCUUCACUCAAACACCCAUGCUACACACAAAUGUAUAUCUGCAUUUAAGAGCCAACAUUACAUCCAAACACACCCCUGCAAUCAAAUGCAAACAUUACAUACAAACACCCCCUGUAUUAAACCACUAAAAUAUAUACAAGCACCCCUUCAAUUAAAAACACUAACACUACACAAAAAAGCAUACCUACACAUACACACAUACAUACAAAGACACAUACAUACAAACAGACAGGCACACAUAAAGACAGAAACCAAAAGGAAAUCAGCGCUAAUUAACAAACAAUAUAUAGAUAGGCAGCAACCCAAACAAAGGAGACCCCUCAAAUCCUUCAACAGAUGAAACAAUACAAAGAGAUGGGGUAGGGGUGCGCCAGCGGAAAAGUAAAAUAACGUAAAAUAGUCCAGAAGAGUCUCACUAGAGCAACAAUGCUUGAUGGGAUAUAGAUGAGUAGUUGUUACAGUAGGGGUGCGUCCUAGUGUCUCAGGGUAUUCGCAUAUGUGAAAGACAGAGAUACAGGAACAACCAGUAGUGCGGUACGUUUAAAAUUCAAAGGGUAAAAUAGUAGUAGAAGGUAGAAAACUCACAUUUAAAAGAGCUAUGGCCAGCUCUGGUGUAGAGUGUACAAUGGUAUAAUCCCCGCUGCUGGGAUGUGUAAAAGAAAUGCGUCUAUCAGCUCCGUCUGGUCAUCCGAAGAUUUAAAAGAGCUGUGAUGGCCAGCUAUGGUGUGAACAGCAUACACUGGUAUAAUCCCAGCUGCUGGGAUGUGUAAAGGAAAUGCGUCUAUCAGCGCCGUCUGGUCAUCCGAAGCUCCAGGGUAAAUAAAAAUAGUGCUCUCAAUUUGAUAAAAGUAAGUAAAAGUAACUAGAGUAAUACUUACAGGUAUAGAGCAGAAAAUACUGUUCUUUUAAUAAAGCGUUGGUGGUAUGAUCCCCACCUGGAAUUUCUAUAACUGCAGGAACAAUAAUAAAAAGCCAGGAAAGUAAAAAUAGUAGAAGUGCAUAAAAAUACAAUAAAAAUAGAAUUGGCACAGUAAAGUAACCAAAAACCUUUAAUUGAUCUAAAAUACACAAUUUAAAAUAACCAUUACGCGUUUCACCAAAAAGGCUUUCUCAAAUGGCAUACAUACAGACAGACAGAUACACAUACAAAGAUACAUACAUACCAACAGACAGGCACACAUACAUACAGAGUAAUAAAUCACACAAGUAAUAUUAUGGCGCUGAAUUAUAAAACAACAAUAAUUAGUGAAAAAAUGUAAAAAUAAAGUGCGCUGUGCCUUUAAGACCCAAAGUAAUUUUAAACAGUGAAAAUAAUUUGUGCAAUGCUGUGCAACUAAAGUGAUCAAGUGCAUCAAUGUGCAACACACUUAAAUAUAUAAAUAUAAAAAAUGUGCAAACCAAAAUAUUUCUUUGUGCAACAAAUUUUGUACAAAAAGACAAUACUUAGCUUUCCCAAUUAUGGAAUUUGCCUUAAAAUUUCGGUCAGCGCUGGGCGCUUUAACAGUGCGACCGGGCCCCCUGACAAUCCAUCUCCAUCGGGUGGUCCUAACAGCAUGGGCCACCCGAUGGACCCCUUGGACGGUGGCCCCGGCGGUUUGCCUCGUGGGCCGGGGCCGCAAAAGAUGGAGGAAUUCUUUGUCACUGGUCUUUUCCCCUUCUAAGUUUAUCAUAAUCUCGACAUCAGGAAGAAGCUUGCACAACUUACUGACGUGUGCACAACUAACCCUCAUUGACUCAUACACACCUGCAGACACAUUGCAAACAAACACUAACCCUCAUAUACUGUGUGUGUGUGUAUAUAUACCGGUAUGUAUAUAGGGGAGAGGGAAAGUUAAAAAAAAAUGUGCAGGAAAGUGUGUUAAAAUUUAAAACGGAAUAAAUAUGAACAAAAGGAAUUAGUUGUUAAAACGAUAAUGGCUGUAGUAAGAUAUGUAUAUAUAAUUGUUAAUUAAAAUUAAUGUGGAUAAGUAGAGGGAGAGGAAAGAAAGAAAGUUUCACAGAACAGUAUGAAGUAGAUGUUAAUGGAAAACAGAUAAAAAUGGAAAAUGAAGGACACUCACCUCCUUUCAGCGACAAUGUGUCAAUCCCGACCCACAGCCACAUGCCGUUUCCCUCCUGUACACUCUUCUACACGCACAGCUGAACCUCCCAGCCCCUGGGUAUAUAGGGAAAUGGGAAGUUGCCCUGGGCAAAACCUUUACCACAAACCAAUGGGGGAAAAUCUGUGAUUUGGUGCAUCAUUGAGCUCUUGCUAGUAAGACACAGGAAACGGCAUUUAAGGUCCUGACACUGUGGUACAGAACGCCUCACUUCCUCCAGAGCAUGAACCCCGCUCUGGACUGAGACUGCUGGCGUUGCCGAGCCACCCUGAGUACUUUCUUACCCGUCUGGUGGGAAUGCCCUAAAAUCAGACUGUUCUGGUCGGCGAUUAAUGCCAUCCUACCGAAAUUUUCCAACAACCCCUCUGUCCCUUCCACCCACACCACAGCUAGAUUCAAGAAAUCAAUGUCUGUUCAUAUUUUAAAUAUGGCCAGACAAGUAGUUCCCCUCUACUGGAAACAAGAGACACCUCACCCCCAUCCCCAUUGACACUGUGGUUUGACAAAAUGGAGGACCUAAGAUGGCUAGAAGAACUGACAUUCAUGGCCCAAGGAUGCACCCAAUCUUACACUGACAUCUGGACUCACUGGCUGAUGGUCGCAUAUCACAUUGACUUUCGGCCCUUGCUGACAUUUGGGGGCAACUAGCCUGGUGGGUUGAGGGGUCUCGGGCUGCGGGCCGUGCGCUCUCUCCGUUUGAAAGUAAACGGAGGAGAUCUUCCUGACCCAACAAUCCAACACUCAUCUUUGAGGGACACCCAAACAAGGGGAGCAGUAGGGGACACUCCUGAUACAGAUUACUAACAAAGUUAGGGAAACAACCAGACGCCUGGACAUAGGCAUUUUGUUGCACCUCUGUACGUUAGGUUCACUGCAUUGUGGCACCACUUUCAUUCAUAUAAGAGUGCUACACAUGUAUGACGUGCUAUAUAACUGGAUUGCGGACUUUUAGUCCCUAUUUACCAACAUGUUAUUUGUUUCACUAAGCCCUGCGUGGCUUUCAAACUUUGUAUGCCAUAUUCUGGGGGGAAAAAAUGGUUUAACUGUGUACUUACAUUCACUCAGUACUUGUUUUGAUACAACCACAGCGACCAAUAAAAAUCUUAUUAACAAAAAAAAAAAAAAUGGAAAAUGGAGCUACCUUUAUGAGUCUGGAUGCAGUCAGCUUUCAUAAUAUGUAAAAGCAUUUUGACACUGUUGCACAUAGAAGGCUUAUCAAUAAACUGCAAUCUUUAAGUUUGGAUUCCAAUAUUGUUGAAUGGGUAAGGCAGUGGCUGAGUGACAGGCAACAGAGGGUUGUAGUUAAUGGAAUAUAUUCGAAGCUUGGACUUGUCACCAGUGGGGUACCUCAGGGAUCUGUACUUGGACCCAUUCUCUUUAAUAUUUUAUUAGUGAUAUUGCAGAAGGUCUUGAUGGUAAGGUAUGUCUUUUUGCUGAUGAUACUAAGAUAUGUAACAGGGUUGAUGUUCCAGGAGGGAUAAGCCAAAUGGCAAAUGAUUUAGGUAAACUAGAAAAAUGGUCAGAAUUGUGGCAACUGACAUUUAAUGUGGAUAAGUGCAAGAUAAUGCAUCUUGGACGUAAAAACCCAAGGGCAGAGUACAGAAUAUUUGAUAGAGUCCUAACCUCAACAUAUGAGGAAAGGGAUUUAGGGGUGAUUAUUUCUGAUGACUUAAAGGUAGGCAGACAAUGUAAUAGAGCAGCAGGAAAUGCUAGCAGAAUGCUUGGUUGUAUAGGGAGAGGUAUUAGCAGUAGAAAGAGGGAAGUGCUCAUGCCAUUGUACAGAACACUGGUGAGACCUCACUUGGAGUAUUGUACACAGUACUGGAGACCGUAUCUUCAGAAGGAUAUUGAUACCUUAGAGAGGGUUCAGAGAAGGGCUACUAAACUGGUUCAUGGAUUGCGGGAUAAAACUUACCAGGAAAGGUUAAAGGAUCUUAACAUGUAUAGCUUGGAGGAAAGACGAGAUAGGGGGGAUAUGAUAGAAACAUUUAAAUACAUAAAGGGAAUCAACACAGUAAAGGAGGAAGACAAUAUUUAAAAGAAGAAAAACUUCCACAGCAAGAGGUCUUAAAUUAGAGGGGCAAAGAUUUAAAAAUAAUAUCAGGAAGUAUUACUUUACUGCAAGGGUAGUGGAUGCAUGGAAUAGCCUUCAAGCUGAAGUGGUAGAGGUUAACACAGUAAAGGAGUUUAAGCAUGCGUGGGAUAGGCAUAAAGCUAUCCUAACUAUAAGAUAAGUUAUUUAGAAAAUUGGGCAGACUAGAUGGGCCGAAUGGUUCUUAUCUUCCAUCACAUUCUAUGUUUCUAUGUUUCUAUGUAAGCAAAAUAAAUUAAUGAUGAGCAGACAAGCUGAACACUUAUUAAAACAUAAAUAUAACUUAGUUACACAGUUGAUUAGCUUGAGAAAACAUAUAAGUAUAUUAACUUAAAAUAUGCCAUGGUAAGAUAACCUCUCAUCUUACUGACAGAAAAGAAAAUAUCAAAAAAGCCAUCUCAUGCUUUUCUUAUAUAGUAGAAAUACACUUUACAAAUUUCCACAUAUCAUGUUUCAGCCUAUCAUGCUAUCCAAAGUUGGAUGAUUGUUGUAGAACAGGGGUGUCUAAGAUGUUGUAGAGCUACAUGUCCCAUGAUGCUUUGCGUGUCUUUGCAUGCCUUUAGAUAGACAAGGCAUCAUGGAAGUUUAAAACAUGUGGAGAUCUACCUUUUGGGAACCCCUGUUGUAAAAGUUCAAUAUCCUCCCAUCAACAUGCAGAGUUCUGCUGAAUAUUUGCAUCACAGAGCUAUGAAAAAGGAAAUGUAUUUACUUUUAUGAAUAUACUAUAUCAUAAUAUAUAUCAAGACAGGGAGAAAUUAAAUUCAUAGAAAAAGAAGUGGUAAACAUACAGCAUAAAUAUUUUAUUAUGUUUGUCUAGAAUUUGAAAUUCUGAAUGUUAUUGUAUUUAUUUUUAUAGUACAGAACAUGUACUUUUAGAAUAACAAAUCAUAAUAAAUGUAAUUUAAAUAUUGUACUUUUGCAAUUUGUGUCUAUAUACCUUAUGCGUGCUGGGAUGGGUGAGAUAUCUGGCUGUCUCUAGCAGUAUAAUCAGCAUACAGUGUUUGUCCAUUUUCUGUAUAUCUUUAUAAACAUGUUGUAUUAGCACCAAAGCAUUAUCUGGGUUAUUAACUAAAGUGUGAAUUGUCCAAAAAUCUAAGUGAAUUUCAUGGUUAAGAGACUGAAAUAGUUGAAUUGGGGAAAUUCUCCAAGUCAGCUAUGUUUGCAGUAUACCUAUUUUAGUCUAAAAUUUGACAAUUGUAAUUAAAUUACCAACAAUUUUUGCUUUACUAAAUAGCCACGAGAAUGCGUUGCCUGGGAUGUUUAGCUAUAUCUGUCUGUAUAAUAAUUUUGCCUUGGUGGGAUUCCUGGAGAAAUCAGAUUUUACAUACUGUUCCUUUGCUGCACAAAAUAUAUGGAAUGCAUACAAUCUACUGGGAUGGGAAUAAAUCUGAAACAUAAGAUAAUUUCUGACUUUUUCAACUAUUUCUAAUGUCGUCAUCUCUCAUUGUGGACAGUUUGGCUGUCCACAAUAGCAUGAGGAAGAACUACUGGUCUUUCUUGCUUUACAACAACAACAAAUGUCCGCAGCCUUCCCAUGCUAUACACCAAAUUAAGUAUGGAUAAUAACUGUGGCCUGGACAAAUAAUAUUCACUUGAGGUUAUAUUUGAAUCUGAGGCGCUUUUCCUUUAAAUAAGCACAAUGCUAUUAUAAUAUAAAAUCAUUUUAAAUGCAAUGGACCAAAAUACUGCAAUCCUCUAAUCCUCCCUUAAAUGUUUUCUAAAAUUGCAACAAACAUGAGUUAGUGCACUAUAUAUAUAUUUAAAAAAAAAACACUGUAUUAAUCUAUAAAAUCUCUAAGUUGACGCACUAUAAAAAAGAAAAAUGAUAUAAUAUAUAUACAACCAAGCUUUUAUGCUUCAGCUAGUACCAAAAACACUAGUUCUUCUAUUUGCAAGAAUAAUAGUUUAGGUAUUCCAUUUAUUUGAUAUGAUGUCACUGGUUUAUAACCUGCUACGUUUAUGCUCACAGAAAUUUUACAGUCCUGUUACAUUACAGAUCUGAAAAGGCUUAGAGGGGAAUUUUAUGACCCAACAAAAGAUAUUGAGGAGAUGAAAAAGGAGAAGGAAGAAGCUGCCAGUGAAAAAAAGGUCUCCAUCUUACAGCUAAUUAAAUCUCCAAAUUACAGACAACCUCUUAUAGUGUCCCUUGUUCUCCACAUUUCUCAGCAAUUUUCUGGAAUUAACGGGGUAAGUAAUACAUGCAAGGGGUGAAGUCUGGAGCUCCUUCAUUGCAAAUGGCCAAUGUUUUUUUUUUCAUUUUUGUAAUCUCAUGAUGCAGAAGAAUGCAGGGAGCCAUGAACAACUGGAAAUACCCAAGUUUGUCUUACAUUCCUUGCAUAUAUGCGGAAGCUAUAUCUUCUUUAACUCCAUUGCACAUGGAGCGUCUUUGUACAAUGACCCAUAAGAUGGGUUGUUGUAGCAGGCAAUUAAGUAUGUCUCAUAAGCCAUCUGACUUGUUUGACUUUUAACAAUUUCACAAUUUCUUUAAUAUUGUCCCUAUGGAUUUAUAGGAAAUUUUUAUAUUUGGCUUAAAUAAAUCUUCGAUAUUACGGUUGUACAUUAAUGGUCUGUUUAAGUGUAUUUAAUAAGUUAUUAAAGUGACUUACGCACUGAUAACAAAAAAAUUGUAUUGACUGGGGUUAUGUUGGGUUACUUACAGAUAUUUUACUACUCCACAAGCAUUUUCACAAAGGCUGGGAUUUCACAACCAGUAUAUGCAACAAUCGGAGUCGGUGUGGUUAACACAAUCUUCACUGUGGUUUCGGUGAGUAAAAAAGUGAUCAUGAAAUAGUGAUGUCAAUAAUGAGUCAUGAAUCUUAGCUGCACGAGGCACUCAGUGAUCUAUUCAGAGAAGAGUAAGUUGGCAAAAGGUAAAAUUUGAGUCAAAAUAGCUGACUUAGAAAAAAAAUCUGCACACAACAUAUUUUGCCCUAAAGUUUGCAAGUUGGAUGCAAACGUAUGUCAAUAAACUUGCUUUUGAAAUGAUUUCAAAAGCAUAUAAUGCUGACAUAACCAUUAUGGAUGUAGAGAUAUGCAAAGCAUAAUCUUUUCAUACAUGGAUCCUAUUGUAGAGACCUGGUUCUAUUUUGCUAAAGGGAUAGAAUAUAUAUAGAACAGAUAUUUUUCAUGGCAUUUGAACAAGUGGUACGUAUAUGCUUCUUUAUUGCAUGAUAGGAGUGCUUUGCCAUCAUGCCAAUAACAUUGCAGCCCAAACAUUCUGCAGUUACUCUGAAAAGGUAUUGAGCCAUCUAAUUAUUUGAUUAAUCCAAGUCAGAGAAGAUUGAUGCUGAAAUUAUGUCCCAGGUACAUUGCUGACAUUAGAAAAUUCACCUUGCAGUCUAAGUCUGUAUUCUGAAUUGUAAGCAAUUUAUUUUAUCUAGACUUACAAGGUCAAACAGCCAUCAAGUCAUGCUGACAACUACAAAAACGAACAUCCUGCAAGCCACUUGGUUAUUUAUUAGCAGAAAACUAGAUAAUGUUUGAAUAGAAUAAUGGGGAAAGUGGAUAACAGUGAAAGUGUAUUGUCUAUUUAUAUUCAGUACAAAAAUACAGAUCGCUUAUAUAUUGUUUCCUGUACCAAACUGGUGUUUUGCUGCAAAGGAACAUGCACACAAUUUCUGUCUGCAUGCAUACAGUAAACUUAUGAAAAGAAUUAAAAGAAACCUUUCACUACAAUUUAGUUCAUACUACGUUUAUAUUAUUCCCAAAGAAAAUGUAUACAGCAUAUAGUUUUUCCAUGUUUUCUUUGGGGUAUAUGAAAAACAGCUAGCAAAAGCUGCAGAUCUGAUGUGUACAGCCUUUGCAAGCCUUCAACCCGGAAACAGAUUUUCAGCUGGAGCAAUCAGAGUGUGCAUGCGCAAGGAUUCCCAUUCAUACACAUAUAAAUGAGCUGUAAUACAGAUCAUUGAAAAGUGGUGAAAGAAGGCACAUUCUAGCCCAGUGAUCCUGCCACUUCCAUGUGGAGCUAACAAAAGUGGAAGAAAGCCUCUCCAGAAGGCAUUUCAGCAAGGAUUUAUAGUAAGUGCCUAUUUAUAUUGAAAUCAGCACUAUAUAAACUAAAAAAAAUUAAAGACUUCAGACACAUGAAGCACUUCAGGAAUCUUAAGUGCUUUAUGUCUUGGGAGAGUGUUCCCUUAAAGUUGUGCUGUAGGUGAAUUUAUAUAUUCAUACAAUAGAAAAAAAUAAAUACAAACUUUUCAUAUGAUAUAAAUGUAAUUACAUUUAAUAUUUAAGUUUAUGUAAAACAUUUCUAUAUGGAUUAGUUAUUACAUAGGAAUUCCAAGGAACGUACAAUGGAAUUAGACCAAAAUAACAAAAACUGGAAAGGUUCUCCAAAUCAGCUUAAUUUCUAGCUUGGCUACUUAGGCUUAUAGUUAAUGAAUGAGUUAGUGAAUGAACCCCUAUAUCAUGUUAAUUAGAAAAAACUACUUUUUUUUGCCAUGGGAAUUAACCCCUCAGUGACUAGGCCAUUUUUCAAUUUUAUUUCCGUUAAGGACCAGGGCUCUUUCUACAGUUCUGCAGUGGUUGUGUUUAGAUGUAAUUUGCCUCUUACACAUUUACUGUACCCAUACAUAUUAUAUAUCGCUAUUAAGUGGUCAUUUUAAAGAUACCAUUUUUUUCAUCAUAUCAUAUAAUUUACUAGAAAAAAAAUGGAAAAUAUGAUGAAAAAUGGAAAAAAAACAAAGCUGGCCAUCAUGCACCCAUGUCCCAGUUGGAAAAUUUAUGAAGCCAGCCAGUGUAAUUCACCCCCGUCAAACUGUAUGUUUUUGAAAACACCCUAAGGCAUUUCACAUGGUGGCAUUUCAACAUUUUAUAUGCACUAGUUCUACCACCAGUCUCUGUCAAACGUUUGGGUAGUCAUUUUUUUGUGGUGUUAUUUUUCACUCACACAUUCUACUUUGGGCAUAGAUUCUCAGCUCCUGUUAGGUAUUUCUGCCAAAGGACACCCCAAUAUGUGCUUGGCAACAUCUCCCGAGUACAGCGAUACCCCCCCAUGCAUAGGUGUGUGGGGUUCUCUGGGGGGGGGGGGUGCAAAGCAAAACACAAGUGAAGAGAGGGAGGGAGAUCCACACUAACCAGAGAAAUAGGGAACACACUUGGGAUGAAAUUGCUAAUGGGGCAAGCUUUGAUUGAAUGAGACCCCAGCCUGUCCCUUAUGAUGAGGCAGGCUAGGGACACCUCCAGAAGCCCCAUGAUUCACUGCCUUUAAAAAGGGGGAGGGCGGUUUAAUACUGAUCAUUUUAUUUAUUUUAUAUUUAUUUUUUUAUAUAUAUUAUAUAUAUAUAUAUAUGCACUGAGUGCCAGGACCCCUCGAGGCACUCAGCACAUGCAGAGAAUCACUGCAAUACUAUCAGAGCUUCCAGCGCUCAAAAUAGCUGCGGACGUACCAGGUACGUCCAAGGUCAUUAUGGACCGUUUUUUGCCAGACGUACCUGAUACAUCCGUGGUCGGGAAGGGAUUAAGCAACAGUUUUGUUUACCUUUUCAUUUGCUUUCUGUAUACUAUUAAAAAUUUAAAGUUAAUAUUUUUGGAUAAGCUUCUCAAAUGAAGGCCAUAAUCAGCCAAGGGGGAAAGCAUUUUUGCCUUACAGGACUUAAAGCAAUGAUUAGAUUGCAAAUUUACUGCAUAACAUCCCCAAUUUUGCAUUAAGGGGUUUGAAAGAAUUAGAAUUUUACAAAUUCUUCCCAAAUAUCUGUUUUACAGGUUUUCCUUGUUGAACGAGCUGGGAGAAGAUCUCUUUACCUCGUUGGAUUGGCAGGCAUGUGCAUAUGCGCUAUCAUCAUGACGAUUGCUCUGGCUUUGCUGGUAAGUUUACUAGAAUUCUAAUAUAUUACUUUUUUCAUUAUUAUUAUUAUUUAUAAAGCUUUAACAAGUUCCGUAGCUCUGUACAAUGGGUGGACUAACAGACACGUAUUUGUAACCAGACAAGUUGAAUGCACAGAAAAAGAUGGAUUGAAGGCUCUGCUCAAUGCGCUUACAUGCUAGAGGGAGUGGGGUAUAGUGACACAAAAGGUAAGGGUAGGGUAGAAAAGUAAGUUGCUAGGAUAGUAUUAAUUUAUUUAUUACUGGUAUUUAUAAAGCGCCAACAGAUUCCGCAGCGCUGUACAAUUAGUGGCGAACGUACAAUAUACACAGACAGUGGUGAGGAAAAAAUGCAGAGCUUCACUGAGUUUGAGUGUGAAGUGAGGCCUGAAGAACAGAGAAGGAGAUUGAACAGUUAUAUGAAAGUAUUUACAGCUGGGAGGAGAAUAGGAAAGAGGAUGAGGGGGGAGGACAAGGAGGGGGAGGUAAAGUAGCCAUGUGCUUAAUACUAUUGAAAAGUUCAGCAACCAAAUUCUAUCACCCAAAAUAUUAAUAACGGUCUACAUGAAAUAUUGGUCAGAAACAUUAAAUGACAAUAGUGCAAACUGCAUGCACAGAAAAUUACAGUGGCAAACUACAGGUAUAAAUGGUAACAAAUCUAUAGUAACACAUGAUAAUAUGGUAGCAAUCCAAGAAUAAAUGAGGUGUAAUAUCUUCCAAGCUUCAGUCAGUACCUGAGAGUGGUAGGAUUUUCUGCAGGAUGUAAAAUGCAGAGCUUCACUGAGUUUGAGUGUGAGAUGAGGCUUAGUGUUUUGAGGAUAGUUGCAGGAGAGGAAUCAAGGUGCGGGAGGGAAAGCUGUUAACAGUUUAAUUGAUAUGCUUUCCUAGAAAAGUAAGUGUUCAAAUUGUUUUUGAAGGAGUGGAGAUUGGGUGAGAGUCUAACAGUGAGGGGAAGGGCGUUCCAUAGGAAUGGUGCAGCCCUAGAGAAGUCUUUAACCCCUUAAGGACACAUGACGUGUGACAUGUCAUGAUUCCCCUUUAUUCCAGAAGUUUGGUCCUUAAGGGGUUAAGGUGAGCAUCAGAGGUAGGAGUACGUACAGAGGUUAGCCAUAGGUCUCCGUCAGAGUGUAGGGGCCUAGACGGGACAUAUUUGUGUAUUAGUGAGGAUAAGUAGGUGGGAGCAGCAUUGUGUAGAGAUUUGUAAGCAAGUGUCUGGUUCUUAAAUUGAGCCCUAUAUCUUACGGGUAGUCAAUGUAGGGACUGACAGAAGGGUGAGGCGUGGGAGGUGUGGGCGGACAGGAAGAUGAACUUCGCUGCCGCAUUCAUUAUAGACUUAACGGGGCAAGUUGGGAACACGUAAGACCACUGAGAAGUGGAUUACAGUAGUCAAGGCGAGAGAGGACAGCAGCAUGGACAAGCACCUUUGCUGUAUCAGGUGUUAAAUAGGGUCGGACAGGCGCAAUGUUUUUGAGAUGGAAGCAUUCACUGACUUAUGAGAAAAAUUAUUCAUCAAUUAGUAUUUUUAUUUUAUUUAUGUACCAGAGUAUUCAGCAGCACUACAUGAUAAGCUUUUUGUAAUAUUUGUUUGUUUUUUUCCAGAAGCCAAGGAACACAUUAAAUCAGUUACAAAAAUAAAAUACAAUACUUAACCUGGAAAAAUAUUCCAACGCAGCUUGGUUAAUUUAGCCACAUGUUUGCCAUUCAAAUUCACGUUUGCUAAAAUUUGGAAUUAAGUGAAUAAAAUACAGAAAAAUAGUUUGUCACCUAUAGUGACAUUAUAUUAUAAAUAUUUUAUUAACCAAGACUUAAUUUUUAUUGAUUUUGUAAUAAAUUGCAGAAAUUGUAGUUCACAUUCUUAUUAUUAUUAUCAAAAUAAAGACAGUAGCUUCCAACAAAGUAGAGAUAUGUGCAUGCCUUAUUAUUGCAGUGUUCUGACUAAGACUAAUGCCAGCAUACCUGGAAUGUGAAUUUGAACUUGCCCUUUGCAUAAAUAGGAGGUGGCUAUGUCAAGGCCCAAGACAUUAUUGAUUGCUUGUCUGUGAUGAAGCUUGCAAACAUUCUAAGUGUAAUGACCCAAGGUAAACUGUCAAAUGGUUAUAUCUGGUCAUGGCAAAAGUUAAAAAGGGAAAUAUCAACAUAGAACAUACUGAACAUUCUGAGCUCAUUGAUGGUUUCAAGGUUACCUGUAAACCUAUUUCUCUAGAGUAGAUGACCUGCGGUUUGAGCAACCUGUUCUAAUAUUAGGAAAUAAUAGCAAACAGCAAAAAUCAGACUGCAGUCCAGUUGCUGCCAAAUGUGGAAUAUAUUCAGCCAUAAGACUAACCUAGCAACAUGAGGGUCUCCUCUUGAUAGCAAAAUAGCCUUGCCUUACUGUAGGUAGUGUAGAGCUAUGUUUAUAGAGUUUAGUUUUAUAUAGCUAAGUCACAACAACAUAAUUAAUUUAAAGGGACACUGUAUUCUCUGUAACGUCUUUAUCUCAUUAUAGUGCUUACAAUGUCUGAAGUCCUCUGGACUGUCUCCUUUCCUUCCUGGUUAAACUGUUUUAAUGUUUUAGUGCUAAACAAGCUCAUAACAGGUUUAAAAUUAAAUGGAAGGACAAUGCCAGAGGACAGCAGGCACUAUAACUAGUUCAGUGAAAUGAAAUAGUUAUAGUGAAAACAUUGUCAAUUUGAUGUGUUUGUUUAAUUAAUCGACAUGAACAUGAGCAUGGGGUGCUUUAUGUAUUUAGAAGUUUAAAUACUAAUACUAACUAACUAUUAAACUAGAAGAGAUUUCAGCUAAUAUAUCUAAAUCAUAUCUAAAUCUAGAAGGAGUCAAGUGGACUUUGAGCUUCGUUUGAAUUUGGCCCAGCGACUGUUAAUAGCCCAGUCCUAACUUUAUUGCUCUGAGUGCUCAUUAAUGUGAAUGGAAGUGGUUCAGGAGGUCUGUACUUGGUAAUCUCUUAUGGCACAGUUAUCAAAGAUACAACUUUUAGUGGAGUUUUGGUUGAGUAAAGCUGACAGUCAGUGAGAAUUAUUAGGAUGUUAAAGGGACACUCCAGGCACCCAGACCACUUUUCCCAAUUGGAAUGGUCUGGGUGCCAACUCCCACUACCCUUAACCCUGCAACUGUAAUUAUUGCAGUUUUUAUAAACUGCAAUAAUUACCUUGCAGGGUUAAGUCCUCCUCUAGUGGCUGUCUAGAAAAAAAACACGAAAGGGGUGUUUUAAGCGACGCUGGACGUCCUCACGCUAUGUGAGGACCUCGAGCGUCGCCAAAAUCCCCAUAGGAAAGCAUUGAUGUCAGCGGGGGCAGAGUCUGACCCAGUGCCGAAAGACAUCGGCACUGGACUCCGGUAAGUCACUGAAGGGGUUUUAACCCCUUCAACAACUUGGGACCGGGAGUGGGAGGGAGAGAGGCACUGUAGGGUCCUGCAUUGCCAGGAAAACUAAUAUGUUUUCCUAGCACUGGAGAGUCUCUUUAAUGAACAGUAUUACAGUAUUACAAUAAUGAAUCCUUUUCAUGCAUACACUCAUGCAAUUAUGUAAACCUGAAAAGUGUGUGAAUGCAACUCACUUAUGAGAUAAUUAUUGGAAAAACUAAUACAUUACAUUUAUCUGCAACAUGAAUAUGAAAAAUAAUCCCUUCUCAUUUAAUCAUUUUACAGAGUCAGCAUGCUUGGAUGAGUUAUCUCAGUAUGGUUGCCAUCUUCCUAUUUGUGGUUUUCUUUGAAGUUGGUCCUGGACCCAUUCCUUGGUUCAUUGUUGCAGAGUUGUUUAGCCAAGGUCCUCGGCCUGCAGCUAUGGCUCUAUCUGGGUGCUGUAACUGGACCUGCAACUUUAUCAUUGGAAUGUGCUUCCAGUAUAUUGCAGUAAGUAUGAAAACAAUAGAGUCAAGACUGCACAACCUACACACAACCCUACACACAACUUGUGGUUUCACUUUUUCACUUGUAUAUCCUGAACACGUUGUUACUCUCGCUUAGUGUUGAUACAAUUUGAUAAGCACUAGUUCAAAGUUUUGGCCAUCGGUGCUUGGCAGGUUAGGAGGGGUGUUGAAAAGUGAAUCACACAGGGGUGGUUAACUAAAGUGUAAAGAAUUCAAAGUAAUUUUAAAGUGCAUUUAAAUAACCUAAUUUACCUAUAUUUAUUCCAAAAUUGUAAAUUUAGUUUGAAUGCAAUUUGAUUUUUUGCCAAUUCCCACUUUAAUGAAUAAAUCUGGUGGAGUACAGGUCUAAUUUCUUGUUACUAAAACUUCCUACAGGUACCAAAUUACUCCGGUGUACCUAAUGCAUAAGUACAAAAACCACAUCCACUACAGCACACUGUGGUGCUUAUAGAGCAGUAAAACCUUUUCAAGAGAUUGUUUGACAUAACUAAAAUGGAAGUUCCCCUUCCACAUUAGAUAUCAGAGAAGGAUUAAGCAGAACGAUUAAGCAGAACACUUCUCUGAAGUGAGAAUUGCUGGGAAUCUAUUCCAAUAUGAUUUUUUUUAAAUGUAAGUCCAAAAUUGCCAAAUUGAACAUAAAAUUUAUUUGGAUAACCUUUCUCAAUUGGAUAAUUUGGCCUACAUUUCAAAAAAUACUUUUUGAAUUCUUCUUGAAUUCCUAGCAGUUCUCACUAUAGAGAAUAUGUGAGGCAAGUUACCGGUUUGCCCCCACCUCACCUAAAUUUUUCUCAUAGCGAGGCUGAGUGAGGCCAAACAAAUUUAUGGUUCUGUGGCCCUUGUCUAAUCCUUUGACUUCAUGUGACUGCCCAAAGUCACCUUAUUGUUAAUAAUUCUCUGUUUAAAACAUUAGAUUCAUCCCUACUGGGAAGGAAUCCAUCAGCUCAAAGCAUCAGCAAAGACGAGUGGCAUUAAAGUAGUAAGGACUUCCCAUUAAUUAGUCAUAUCUGAAGUUAGUGAGUGCUUAAGGGGACAAUAUAGGCACAUCUCAAUAAAGUGGUGGGUGCCAUGACCUUGUCGUUCUGUGGGAAAAGCAGUAUUUGCAUUACAGAGUUUAAAUGCCUCUAUUGUCACUCUGACAGGCACUAAAGGCGUUUCUGCUGAAAUAGCCAAAUGAACCUUUGGACUUUCAAUCAGAAGGUCUCAUAGAGACCAUUUGAUUGGAGAAUUAUGGAAGUUUGCAGUGCGAUUGGAUUCGCUGAGAUCAUCAAGCUUGAUGAUCUCCACUAAGGAGGCGGAGCUUCCCUGCAAAGAUGGCUUGCUGUGUGAUAUAAGCUAAGUAAAUCUUCCUUUUAACUUCUUAGAUUGGGACAGCAGACACCUACAGAUAGCCUUAGGAACAUUAAUGGAUUCAUUAUGCUGACCUGUAUUUUGAUUUCUUUUUUUAGGAUGCUUGUGGACCCUAUGUGUUCAUCAUUUUUGCAGUUUUGCUUUUUGGCUUCACUGUAUUCACAUACCUGAAAGUCCCAGAGACCAAGGGAAAAUCUUUUGAGGAAAUAACUGCAGAAUUCCGUAAAAAGAAGAUUGCAACACGCAAAGGACUUAAAUCCACUGAAAUGGAAUAUCUGGGAACAAGUACCGAUGCCUGA